UGCUUCAUCCAAUCAUCCUUCUUCCACAUAUUUCCUUUUAUAGAAACAAGUCAAAAUGGUUUCAAAGAGAUUCCUUCUUAUUGCCCUUGCUUUUGCAACCGUUCUCCUCAUUACUUCUGAAAUUGCUGCUGCUAAGGAACUGGCCUCCAACAAUAAGGGUGAGGUAGAAGAUGCCAAGUAUGAUCGUGGGUACAACGGUGGACCUGGAGGGUACUACAAUGGUGGCGGCCGUGGAGGAUACAACAAUGGUGGUGGUCGUGGAGGGUACUACAACGGCGGGGGGCGUGGAAGACGACAUUGCAGGCAUGGUUGCUGUGGCCGUUACUACAAUGGAGGAUGCAGUUGCUGCAGGACUCUUGAAGAGGCAAAUGCAUACAAACAAGCUCAGGAGGCACAAACUCACAACUGAUCUAUAAGCAUCUUAAUUGAUGGAGCGAUGCAUCAAGUUAAUUACUUACGUACUUUUUAAACAUAUACAGCAUUUAAAACAUUAGUGUUUGAAUGCUAUAUUAAAAAUAAUCCUGUCCUUUAUCGUUCUAAGUUUAAUAAAAGAAAGUUUUGAUUCCA
Molecule: messenger RNA, 567 nt
Organism: Helianthus annuus (common sunflower)
Lineage: Eukaryota; Viridiplantae; Streptophyta; Magnoliopsida; Asterales; Asteraceae
Product: abscisic acid and environmental stress-inducible protein
Exons: 2
Coding region: 56-409 (117 amino acids)
Source: RefSeq, a predicted model, not a curated record